This is a messenger RNA of Melanotaenia boesemani (Boeseman's rainbowfish), 1698 nucleotides long. It is a transcript of the gene nfatc2ip, whose product is annotated as nuclear factor of activated T cells 2 interacting protein. Gene Ontology annotation, biological process: cytokine production; positive regulation of transcription by RNA polymerase II. The record is from RefSeq and is a predicted model, not a curated record. NCBI's taxonomy places the organism in Eukaryota, Metazoa, Chordata, Actinopteri, Atheriniformes, Melanotaeniidae. The transcript is spliced from 9 exons. Bases 72 to 1091 code for a protein of 339 amino acids.
GGGUAAUCCGCUAAUCUCAUGAUGUCUGACAGUUCGUGAAGGCAGCAGCAGCGAGCGGCAAGGAAACGAACAUGGCAGAAGCGGUGUCAAACAGUGACGUCCACACUGUGAAGCCGCCACCAAAACGGCGGCGCAUCCUCCACCCAUCAGCGAUCAAACCCGUGCAGGUUUACUCCAACAAGGUGAGCAGCAGUCUGCAUCUGAAGCCAUCAGCAGGUCUCCUCACAGAGGUGGAGAGUUCAGAUGACGGUGCAGAUCUGUGGGCGGAGUUUUCUUCGCAGGUAGCGCGGGAGCCCGUCAUCUCUCUGAGCGACUCCGAAGACGACGCGGAACCACGGACCCUCAGAAAUUCAGCAGAAGACCCCCGCUGCCCGUCCCCCCCUCCUCUUCCUGAGAGUCCCGUCCAGAAACGGUCCAGGAAGGUCACAAAGACCAUCAAAGAAGUCAACCGGAGGCUUCGGGCUGUGAGCUCCAUCCUGUCCCCGGAGAAUCCAAACAGGAGGUCCAGAUAUAAUCAAACCCCCCCAUCCACACAUGUAGAGGACCAGGAAGACGACGACGUUGUCAUUGUGAUCCCCGACUCCCAGAGCUCGCUGAUAUGCUCCAACUUGGUCCGAGAGAUCCCCCUCAAGAUCCGCUGCCGGACAGACAUCCACAAGAUCCCGGUACUGUUGUCAACUCAGCUGAGCGAAGUGGUGAGCCGGCUGUCCGUCAUCCUGGAUGUCCCGCCCCCUCGCCUCCUGCUGCUGAGGCAGGAAGAGGAGCUGUCGACGGACUCCACCGUCGGUGAGCUCGGCCUCGGCAUCGCUGACAUCAUCGAGUGCGUUGUCAUGGCAGCAGAGGACAACAGGGACAGCAGCAGCAGCAUCAUCACCGUGAGGCUGCAGGGCAAAGACCGGGACUCCUCUCAGGAGUUCUCCAUCCACAGAGAGGCGCCGCUGGACUCCAUCUUCUCCCAGUACCUGUCCAACAUGUCCACCAGCAUCAAGAGGAAGGUCCGCUUCCACUAUGACGGCUUCAAGGUGACGGGCAGCGAGACGCCGGCCCAGCUGGACAUGGAGGACGGAGACAUCAUCGAAGUCUGGAUCUGAGCUGGUGUUUCUGCCUCUCGGUCACGUUUCUACCGUCAGCUGCUGUAAUCAGUGAAUCAUUUCAUGGCCAAACCGAAGCUUCUGAUGAGGACUUGUUGCAAAGAAGUAGAAUUAAGAUGAAAUUCAGCGACGUGAGGAGAAACAUGACUGAUGUUUAGUCUCCUCUUUGUUUCCGACUGGUUGAAUUAUUUCAAUUAAAACAUAAAAUUCAUGAUGAGUCUGGUUUUAACGUCGUCUCCUGGUUUACGUUUGUCUUAUGUGGAUGUAGAGAUCCUUCCUUACAAACAGGGAUCAUGUCUCUGGGAGUUUUCCAUUACGAUGCUUUUACGUCUUCCUGUAUGUUUCCCUUUUCCAAUCGUCCCAUUUUCUUUGUUCUGGCCCCCAAUGCUGCACAUGUAGAACACAAGUAUAGAGCUGUCCUUGUAUUUCAGCUGCUAUUUAUUAUAAAAAUUUGAAUAACCAGAUUUAAUUUUUCCUUCUAAUUUAUCUGGAAAAAGCAGAAUUUCUAUUACAGAUGUUUGAGUUGUUUGGAAAGCCAGAAUGUUUGGCUAUCAACGUUUUUUCUGUUUGAUAUUUUUCUAUUUUUACUAAAUUAAAAAAAGCUGAA